GAAGAAAAAAAAAUUCUAACUUAUUGAUUUGGUUGCUCUAUCUUAAAACUAUCUUUAUAAGAACUCUACGCAUCUGUAAGAUAAGAUAAAUUUAACUUUGAUAUAAUUUUUUUGAGGUGUGCAAAAGAAUCAGGAGAUAUUUUCUAUUAAACCAUAUUUUGCAUCUGGGUACAGUGCUAAUUUAUUUUUUCCAAUUUUAAAUCUAGUUUCAGUUUUGUCAAAUCAUGGAUCCAAUUUUGAAUCAAACUCUGGAUGAAAGUGAUCCAGAUUUAUUAAAGUUGUUGAAAAAAGAGAAAGAACGUCAAUCUAGAGGUCUUGAAAUGAUUGCUUCUGAAAAUUUCACUAGUCGAAGUGUUCUUCAAUGUUUGAGUAGCUGUUUACACAAUAAAUACUCAGAAGGUUAUCCAGGACAGAGGUAUUAUGGAGGCAAUGAAUUCAUUGAUGAAGUUGAGAGACUAUGCCAACAAAGAGCUUUGCAGACAUAUGGCCUUAAUCCAGAAGAAUGGGGUGUCAAUGUUCAACCUUAUUCUGGAUCUCCAGCUAAUUUUGCUGUUUAUACUGCAGUUGUUGAACCACAUGGUCGAAUCAUGGGGUUAGACCUACCUGAUGGUGGUCACUUAACUCAUGGAUAUUUUACUGAGAAGAAAAAGAUUUCUGCUACUUCUAUGUUUUUUGAAUCUAUGCCUUAUAAACUGGAUCCAUCAACUGGUCUUAUUAAUUAUGAUCAAUUAGAAGAAUUAGUUAAGCUGUUCAAGCCGAAGUUGAUAAUUGCUGGUAUUAGUUGCUAUCCAAGAGAUUUGAAUUACAAACGCUUCAGAGAAAUAGCAGAUAUUAAUAAUGCUUAUCUUAUGGGAGAUAUGGCUCAUGUUAGUGGUUUAGUUGCUGCAAAAUUAGCACCUAGUCCUUUUGAAUACUGUGAUAUUGUUACAUCAACUACUCACAAAACUCUUCGAGGACCUAGAGCCGGUUUAAUAUUCUAUAGAAAAGGAGUUCGUAAAGUUACUAAGGCCGGUGAAGAAAAAUAUGAUCUUGAAGAUAAAAUUAAUCAAGCAGUGUUUCCGGGUCUUCAAGGAGGUCCACACAACAAUUCUAUUUCAGGCAUUGCUACUGCUUUAAAACAAGCACAAACUAAAGCCUUCUACGAGUAUCAAAGUCAGGUAUUGGCUAAUUCUAAAUGCCUUGCAAAAGGCUUGCAAUCCAGAGGUUACACUGUUGUAACUGGUGGAACUGAUAAUCACAUUGUGUGGGUCGAUUUGAGGCCUAUUGGAUUAAAUGGAUCUAGAGCGGAAAAAGUACUCGAGGAUAUAUCUAUUGCAUGCAAUAAGAAUACUGUGCCUGGUGAUAAAAGUGCACUCAACCCUGGUGGAAUUCGUCUUGGUACUCCAGCUCUUUCAACUAGAGGUCUAAAAGAAAGCGACAUGGACAAAGUGGCUGAAUUUUUGCAUAAAGGUUUUCAAUUAGCUCUCGAAGUCAAAUCUAAAAGUGGACCUUUGCUGAAAGAUUUCAAGAGUACACUUGAAAAUUCUGAAUUCCAAGAAAAAGUAAAAAACUUGAAAGAUGCAGUAGAAGGUUUUGCCUCCCGAUUUCCACUACCUGGAUAUGAAGGAUAUUAAACGGCAAACAAUUUCUUUGCUAUUCCAAACUUUAAAUGUUAUAUUUUCCAACGUUGAAAUAUCUGUAUAGUUAGUUUUUACAUUUUGUAUACAUUUUAACUGUUGAAUAAAGAGCUAUUUUGAAAUAUAA
Parasteatoda tepidariorum (common house spider) is the source of this 1743-nucleotide messenger RNA. RefSeq names its product serine hydroxymethyl transferase (gene Shmt). Gene Ontology annotation, biological process: tetrahydrofolate interconversion. NCBI's taxonomy places the organism in Eukaryota, Metazoa, Arthropoda, Arachnida, Araneae, Theridiidae. Gene Ontology annotation, cellular component: nucleus; mitochondrion; cytoplasm. Gene Ontology annotation, molecular function: glycine hydroxymethyltransferase activity; pyridoxal phosphate binding. The record is from RefSeq and is a predicted model, not a curated record.